AUGGGCCAGGACUGGUGCUUCCGACGCAAGAGGAAACGCAGCAGCAGUCAGGAGGACCACCCGCAUCACACCCGAUUUGGAAUCACUAGAAAUGAAGGAAGCACUGUAGAUGGCAUAAGUACUACUUCUCCUCGUCGGCCUGGUGACUUGCGUCGUUUUGAACACAAGAGUUGCGUACCGGCGUACGCAUGCGGCUCGCCCCAUUCGACCCCCGGCAAAAUGGCGCUGGCAACAUGGCCGCCGGGCAGCCGCAGGAUGCUCUGUGACGGAGCUCCUGUCCGAAACGACGUCGACACGAUUUACCGGCGCGCUGCACACCUUGACACGCACGUCCGCUCAGACGUUGUCGUCGUGAUCGAUUCGACGCUUGCAGCGACACGGCACGGUUGCCGACGAGAAACGCGCGUGCAACAAGUGAUAUCUUGUCAAAAACUGGACAAAUAA
Molecule: messenger RNA, 444 nt
Organism: Spodoptera exigua (beet armyworm)
Lineage: Eukaryota; Metazoa; Arthropoda; Insecta; Lepidoptera; Noctuidae
Source: the annotation of a GenBank genome assembly